Molecule: messenger RNA, 4805 nt
Organism: Porites evermanni
Lineage: Eukaryota; Metazoa; Cnidaria; Anthozoa; Scleractinia; Poritidae
Source: the annotation of a GenBank genome assembly
AUGGACGAUAAACUUGACGAAAAUACCAUGGAUCAUGAGGAUAGCUACCCAAGAAUUGAUGUGUCGAGGAGCCGAUACCCUUAUUGCAUUGUGUGGACACCAAUCCCUGUAUUGACGUGAGUAGUAGUUAUUAAAGCUGUCAUUCGGAUUGAAAUUUUUCAGUUGAAAUGAUAUCCUUACCAUUUAUGUUAAUCUUGUUUGUAGAUGGCUUUUUCCUUUUAUUGGUCAUAUGGGCAUUGCAAUGUCCUCAGGAGUGAUCAGAGACUUCGCUGGUCCUUUCUAUGUUUCGGUAAGGAUCCUCGAUCCCACCGUACCUUCAUCCGAUCAUGACAUGUAUAUCAGCUCAAGCCUCGUUUUUGCUAGCGCAUAAGCGUAAGCAUGCACAAGCACAAGCCACAUGUGUAAGCAAGUGAGAACACCGGCGACAUAAGCAUAAGCAUAAGCACAAGAAGAACGGGCAUGUUCGUUCUUCUAGUGCUUAUGCGUAUGCUUAUGUGGUAGUGAGAACGGGGUCGACAUGAGCACAAGCAUAAGCACAAGACAUCGUCUUCGUCAGCCAUCUUGUUUAUCAUCGAGUCAAGGAACUGGUAGCUUGUGUGCAUUUCUUUUGUCUGCUAUUAUGAAUUUAACCUUCAUGUCCAAUACACACCACUUGUUCAAGUCAUAAACCUUAAGAUUGAAGUGGCGAAGUUGGGCAGUAAUUUAUCGGUUCCAUUAUAUUGCUGAAUGUGAUAGAUGGACCUUUGAGUCAAAGAGUGGUACAGUAAAAACGGUUACCGGUCGUUUCGAUACAAGUAGUUUCAGUACAAAUUGAAGUCGAUUCGAUACAUACCUUAAGUCGGUUCGAUCCACUCGAGGUCGUUUCGAUUCAAUCAGAACAACUUGCCAACUUUUGAAGAUUUAGUCACUACCAUUAACAGUUCAUUUAUUUUUUGUCUUGAAGAAUAUGAAAUAUGAUUUAAAAUGCUAAUUACGACAUUUAUGGUCGCUUCAUCGUUUGGCUGAAGUCCUGUUUGCUUAACGCCUUAACUCAUUUCACUAACGUUUUGUAACCCUAGAAUAUCGAUUUCUACAGUUCUUACUACUCUGCUUUUAUGUCGAAGCAUUUUUUUUUGAAGGGGGAUCAACAGCACUGCCUCAAGACGGGAUCGGGAACAACAUGGAAAAACGCCGCCAUCUUGGUUGUUGCACGUGCUUAAGUAUCAUGACAUGGUUGCUAAGCACAAUUAUUUCGUACUCUGUGAAUACAUUACUACCAUUAUACUUUUUAUUGCUAACAACUAAUGUAAGCUUACUUAUUACACGCGGGGACGUGUGGGUCGUCCUAGUGACACCCGCCCCUUUGAAAGUCAAUGUUAAAUGUUGUUAAGCUAAAUAAGAAAGCGAUGCCAAUGUACUUAUUACACGCGGGGACGUGUGGGUCGUCCUAGUGACACCCGCCCCUUUGAAAGUCAAUAUUAAAUGUUUUUAAGCUAAAUAAGAAAGCGAUUCAAAUAUAUCUAGUUUCAGUCCCAAAUUCUAACCGAAUCUUUGCUUGAUAUCUUCACUGGCUGGGUGCAAUAAGAUAAGAGAUCGCACUUAGGAGUUGCUUUGCGCUUCUCUCUCCGUUCCUAAAUUCCUCCCAUAGGUUAAAGAUCUUGGUUUGGAGAUUCCUGAAUUGUCUACGCUGAAUUCGUUUUAGCUUGCACUCCGAAACGAGUCAUUUGGACCGACUUGUUAGUUGUUGGUGAUCGGUGUAUCACGAACAUCGCUAGUAGACCUCGUAGGUUGUUCGUUAGGGUAAUGGACUGCACAUGAUCCAGUCAGCGUGUGUACAUGUUCCAUCGUCAUGCGUGGUCAAAUAAACGUUCAUUCACUACGAACUGUUAAUGGUAGUGACUAAAUCUUCAAAAGUUGGCAAGUUGUUCUGAUUGAAUCGAAACGACCUCGAGUGGAUCGAACCGACUUAAGGUAUGUAUCAAAUCGACUUCAAUUUGUACCGAAACUACUUGUAUCGAAACGACUUUGUAUCGAAACGACCGGUAACCGUAAAAACACGCAUGUAAGAACUUACAUUUUUCCAAGUUUGGCAAAACAGGUUCUUAUAUUUGGGGGUAGUUAUUGGCAAUUUAGGCUAAAGCAGGUUCUUAAUAAGUUCUUAAGUUUUCAGUAGAAACCAUUCCUGUACAAGCAGAAAAAACAGGUUUGGUCCUUUAUAAUACAAAAUUUAUUUAUAACUGUCUUGUCAUAAGCCUUGUGCAAGACUAACUAAACAGUUAUAUACACUAUAAACAAAGUAUCUUUUCAGAAAUAUUUGCAUACAAAAUAAAAUAAUAAAUGGAAUAAGUAAAAAAUGCAAAUGGCUGAACUUUAAGGAAAAUAUUGGUCCAAAGAAAACAAACAACAAACAAUUACACACUUCACUUCACAAAGUCACCAAAGUUAUACUUCUUAGUUAAAACUGCUCAUGAAAAUAUCCCAUAAAUCACAUAUAAGAACAUAAUAAAUUUUGCUUGGCUAUUCAAAACAGGUUCUAUAUUUUGGGGUAUGAAAAUGGGAAAGUUCUGCCAGCAGGUUCUUAAACCGCUAGGUUCUUACACGCGGGUUUUUACUGUACUGGUACAGCUGCAUCUUCGAGAGCAAAGAGAAGGGUUCCAACUUUUGUUGUUGGUGUUGUUUGUUGCCCUCUAGUAUAGGUAAUGCAUGAACAAUGAACAAGAACACAUAGGGCGUGAUCUCUACCUUUUUUGAUAGAUUAUUUUGUUGAAUAGUUUAAAAAUGAACAAACAUCAAUAAGGAAGUUUGAAAAAAUGUAUAUUAAUUUUAUAUAACUCAAACAUCCGCCAGCUUUUUUGUUUCCGUUUUUGUUAUUUCUAUUCUACCCUCAAUAACUCGAACAAUGGUUUAAGCAGAUGACAAGUCAGAAAAAAAAAAAACGGUGUAUCACUGUACAAGAGUAUGAAGUACUGAGUUUAUUUGAAAACAACCGUGUCAAUUCUUUGUUAUCACUUUUUUUCAUCACUCCAGUUCAAAUUCAAUGUCCAUCCCUGUGAAGUGUGCAUGAUACUUGCAUUCCCUCCUCAUCUUUUUGCUUAUUUGCUUUGAACUCCAGAUAACUGAUCCCUUGUCUAGAAGGUUAAGUUACCGGGAGUGGACUGUAUUAUCAUUUUUUCAGUCCACAUGGCAUUAUUUUGUUUACUAUGUGAAUUGACCAUUUUCCAUGCAUAGGUCUAAUAAUAUUAAAAAUGUUAGUGAAGUAUGGGAAUUUAUAGGAAUGUGUCUCUGCUUCCAGUUUAACAUUUGCCAGAAGAACUGUGCCUCUUCCAAAACUGAUUUUGAUCUAAUGACGUGCAAGUUGUAGUCAUAACCUCACCAUACAUGUAGGACUUAAGAAAAAGAAAGGACAAAAGUCAGAUUUUUCAAACAGAAGCAAGAUAGGAAGUAAUCAAAUGAGGAAUUCAAGACCCUGCAAACUCUCAUUCCCAGUAUUAAAGAAUGACAUAGGAACUGUGUUAUUCAACAGAAGCCAAAAAAUGAAAAACUACAAUAAAGGACAACAACAAUACAAAUUGAUGAAUUUUCUCUAUUUCCUCCUCUGUAGGAAGAUGAUAUGGCCUUUGGAAAACCUACAAAGUAAGGCAACCCUUCUUUCGUGCAUUAGUUAUUAUGAGUUAUCUUCACUAUUUUAACAGUGGAAAGCAAACUUGAGUUUGCUGUCAGCAGUUGGUUGAUAAAAGAAGCAAGAAUAUUUAUUCAUCAAUUUUUAUUAUUGCCAACUGAGGUUACAGCAGUAUUAUAAAUAAUAUUGUUAUAUCAUGUGACCUUGCAACAGAUAAUGGAAACAAGUGACUGUUCUUGAGGCAAACAAGCUAUAUAUAUUUAGUCCAGCAAAAGUGUGAAGUUUACAAAACAGCUGACAAUGAACAUGAUAAUGUGAAAUGAAGUUGAUAAAACAAUAAUGUUUGAUGCAAUUACCUGGUAUACAGGUUCUGGCGUUUAAAUCCAGCAAAAGUGUCAAGUAUGCAAAACAGCUGGGACAUAGCCAUCUCAUCUGCUUCUGAGGAAUACAAACACAGAAUGGUAAAGUUAGUUUUUAAAUAGUUUAUAUUAAAAUUUUAUAAGAGAGACAUACAUGUUGUAGGUAUCUUCAUCAUCAUCAUCAUCAUUAUCAUCUUUAUCAAUAUGAACAUCAUCAUCAUCAGAUCAUCAUCACCAUCAUCAUCAUCAUCAUCAUCAUCAUCAUCAUCAACAACAAUAUCAUUAUCAUCAUUAACAUGAUCUUAUUAUCUUUAUCAUUGCAAUGAUGAUACAGUGUGUACAUGGUCUCAAAUUUCUGAGAGUUUGUUUAUUGCUGCCUAUUUAUUAUGCCUUUUGCUCUGUACAGCACAACCUCUGCUGUGACAACUGCCACUCCCAUGUAGCCAUGGCUCUGAAUUUGAUGCAGUACAACAGGUCAUCAUCCUGGAAUAUGGUCAAGCUGUGUUUCUUCAUGUUGAUUUAUGGCAAAUUCACCAGGUAUUUCACUUAUCACGUCAGGUCCACUGGCAGUGACAAAAAAUAGCUGCAUGUAGCACAUGCCUGCAGUGAUCAACCCCAUGUUUUUUCGAAGACCACAAACAAUGUACUUGAUCACCAAACAGCUAGAAAUCAAAUCAAUUGUUCAUUUAUACUAAUAAUGAAGUACAUCAUUGUGUACCUUUUACUAUAAAAUUCUAAGAUUAUUGUUGUUGAUUUUGACUUUCAGUUUGGGAGGAUUCCUGAAGACAUGGGUUCCUUUCACUGUAAUUGCAGUUGGAAUUAUUCUCUUAAUCAUGAUUCUACUGUGA